AUGCGCUCCAUGAAGCAGCAGGACCUGUACGACAUCUCGGCCUACAUCCUGUACCAGAAACUACGUCAUCCCGGAGAAGUGGGGCGGCGGCAAGCAGUACUACUGAGGAGCGGCGUGGCUUCUGGCGUUGCGCACAGGCGGCCCUCAGAGGCGGCCCAGGCCGCCCCCCACGGCCCCCCCCAGCUGCUCCAUAAGGGGCAGUCUGAGGCGGGAGAAGCCGGGCUCGACCUAAACAGUAUUUUAGCGAUCUC
Molecule: messenger RNA, 251 nt
Organism: Prorocentrum cordatum
Lineage: Eukaryota; Dinophyceae; Prorocentrales; Prorocentraceae
Source: the annotation of a GenBank genome assembly